Trypanosoma theileri is the source of this 513-nucleotide messenger RNA. Its product is annotated as ankyrin repeat protein. Gene Ontology annotation, molecular function: protein binding. The transcript has a single exon. Bases 1 to 513 code for a protein of 170 amino acids. Lineage: Eukaryota; Euglenozoa; Kinetoplastea; Trypanosomatida; Trypanosomatidae. The record is from RefSeq and is a predicted model, not a curated record.
AUGGCAACAACGGACUCUAGACGAGAAACCAUUUACGAUGCGUGUCGCCGCGGUGAUGAGACCCGCGUGUUGAAUUAUGUGAAGAACGGCGGUUGUGUGACGGAGCGCGACGCCAACGGCAUGACAUUGUUGCACCACGCGGCCUUCUCCGGCGAUGUGUGUGUUGUCGCCGCCAUUCUCGCCGCGCGGCCGCUGCAGGCCGUUGAGGUGGACGCGGUGGACGGCGGCGGGUGGACGGCACUUCACUACGCGGCGGGGCGGGGGGCGGCGGACGUGGCGGCGUGUCUUCUCGACGACGGCGCGAAUGUGAACGCGCGGGACGAACUGCGGCGCACACCGCUGCACGUGGCGGCCGCUGCUGGGCAUUUGGAAGUUGUGCGGCGGCUGUUGGCGGCGGGGGCGAUGAUGGUAACGACGACAGUGGCGGGAACCACCGCGUUGGAGGCGGCGCGGGCAGGGGGAUGGGAGGAAGUGGUGCGUUUGCUGGAAGAGAAGAAGAGAGAGAGGGAGUGA